Messenger RNA from Solanum pennellii, 1806 nucleotides. RefSeq lists its product as uncharacterized. The transcript has a single exon. The coding region runs from base 1 to 1806 and encodes 601 amino acids. The record is from RefSeq and is a predicted model, not a curated record. NCBI's taxonomy places the organism in Eukaryota, Viridiplantae, Streptophyta, Magnoliopsida, Solanales, Solanaceae.
AUGGUUAAUCCACUAGUUGCUUACUCUGAUGACGAAAGCUCGUCUGAUAGUGCAUUUUCUCAGGGGGAAGAGAACCCAGUUGUUGAUGUUGUGCCUAAUCUUGGGGAAGAAAGCCAACUCCCAACUAAACCAUCUACACCCAAAUCAGAUCCAUCUACAUCUCCAUCACCAAAAGCUCCAUCUCCACCACCACCAGUUAAAGAAGCAUCUCCACCUGUAGGUGCCGACUCUUCACCACCACCCAUCAUAGAAUCUCCACCACCACCAGUUAAAGAAGCAUCUCCACCUGUAGGUGCCGACUCUUCACCACCACCCAUCAUAGAAUCUCCACCACCACCAGUCCAAGAAACCCCAUUAUCCCCAGUCCAAGAAACCCCAUUAUCACCGGUCCAAGAAACCCCUCUAUCCCCAGUCCACGAAACCCCAUUAUCAUCAAACCCAGAAACUCCCACAACCACUGUCCCAAAUAACCCCCCUUCUUCCCCAUCUCACAAAACCACUACACAAAAUCCACCACCAUCUCCACUCAAUGAUGAUAUUCUUUUGAGUACCCUUCACCCUAAAAAACCAAGGCGGCCAAGAAAGCACAUUGCAGUUAAACAGGUUCGUCCACACAGGCCAGUAACAAGGAGUGCGAACGUGGUCAAACCAACUGAUGAUGCAACUUCUGGUGUGAAGCGUCGACGAUUGGGUAAGUCUCCUGUUCAUUCAUCCGUUUCUCCAAUGAAUCUUGAUUCUGAAACUGAUGAUGUGUCUGAGGGUAAACAUUCUGCAACUCCUCAAUCAAAAUCAAAAUCUGCAAAGAGAAAUGCAGAUAAAUUUCUCAAAGUGGGAAGGAAAAAGUACUUCCAAACCAAAUCAGUGCUUAGGGGUAGAACCUUUCACCCUGAUAUACUUUCAAUGGAUAUAGUGAAGCAGGUUUGUGAACUACUAAGGUUUCAGGGGUGGGAGGAGUUAUUCCUUGAACCUAGUUUGAUUUAUGAAAAGGAAGUGGUAGAGUUCUAUACGAACUUGGUAAUCUUAGAAGGAGAUGUGGUGUCGUCUAGUGUAAAGGGGGUUGACAUUGUGUUUGAUGCAACCAAACUUGGGGAAAUCUUGCAUAUACCAUCUGUGGGGAUAAAUGAGUACAAUUGGGGUUUUGAUGAAUAUUCUAGCCUGCCAGCCAAAUUCUCUCAAGGACGAGUCAAUUCUAGGGCACAAACUGUUUUAAAGGGAAUUAUGAGGUCUUUGCAUAAGCUUCUUUUCGAGAUAGUUCAUAAGGUGAUACUGCCUAGAGGUCACCAACGUCACAUUGCCUCCAUAAGAGACAUGAGACUUCUGAAUGCACUUGAGUGCAAAGAACGCAUUGAUUGGCCCACACUGAUUAUCAAACAUCUUGCUAGAAUUGUGGAUCCUAAGCUAGGUUCUCAUCAGUUGGCUUUUGGAAACCUGUUGACUAGAGUGUUUGAUGCAUUUGAAGUACCAUUGGGAGAAGGCAGGAUUUUAACUCAUGCAGAUAUUUUCACUCAAACCAUCCUUGCUGAUUGUGGCAUUCCCAUGGAGUCGGAGCAGGUUGCAACUGCAUCUCCACGUACAUAUGGUCCUGUUGCUCAGUUACUUAGGGAACUUAAAGUAGCUGAAGAAAAGAACGCCACUCUUGAGUCAGAAAACCAGAAGUUACGUGUUGAGCUUGACACUUCAAAUGCUGAAAUACACAGGUUGAAGGAUCAGUUGGUGCAGCAGCAACUUGCUAACAAUGCAAGAGUUGACAGAGUUCUUGAUAUGCUGGCUUCUGCUUCAACCAGGCCUGGUCAACCUUCACAUUAA